Molecule: messenger RNA, 2757 nt
Organism: Cajanus cajan (pigeon pea)
Lineage: Eukaryota; Viridiplantae; Streptophyta; Magnoliopsida; Fabales; Fabaceae
Source: RefSeq, a predicted model, not a curated record
CUUUCUCUUUCUCUUUCUUCUUAUUCUUCUCUCUCUUCCAUUGUAAUCUGUGUUCUGUUCUCACCGUUCUCUCUCUUCCAUUCAUUCAUCUGAGUCUCUUUAAAUAGUCUCUCUAUCUUCCAACCGAAAAAUAUUAUCUUUUUAAGGAUAUCCGCACCGUGCUUCUCGCCCUUCUGUCUUUCUCACACCAAAAAUCUCUCUUUUUCUGAUUUUUUUUUCACCGCCCUGAAAUCUAGAAACAAGCCGCAAAAAUAAUCAAUACCCAGAAUUUUUUUCGCUGAAAUACUUUGUGGGGUUUAGUUGUUUUUCGGUUUUUUUUUUCUUCUUUAAUUCUUCAAUUUCGUAUUUGAAGAGACAUGCAAAGCUGAAUUUUUAUAUAUAAUAAUAUAUAAAGCUGGGUUUCUUCGGUAUCUUGAGGAUCUGCUGCGUUUUGCUGUAUUCAGUGGAUUGUGUUGAGGGGUUUUGAGAAUUUUUGUUCAAGUUGAAAAAGCUGAGAUUUUUUGUUUAAAGUUCUGCUACCAUGGAUGCUCAAUUACAAAAAUCUGCUGAUGAAACGAGGAAGAAGCUUCAUGGUGAUUCUUCAACAGCUGAACUCAAUAAUUCCAACAUGGUUGCUUCUAAGGGUGCAAGUUCCCCAUCUGAUGCAAGAUCGUGUGUUUCAUCAAUAGGAGAUGCUUCUGGUAGUGUUAAGGAAGGUGAUGUGGAUCAUGAGUACUUGUCCACAGAUCAGAGUGUUCCUUAUCCUGCUGGUGGCUAUUAUGGUUACUACUAUCCAGGUUAUGGUGGUUUCUUUGGAGAGUCAGACAACCAAGGGUACUAUGUUGGUGCUGAUGCCGUGGAUCUUCAGUACCCUGUCAUGCAAGCAGAUAAUGGAUCUUAUGUCUAUCUCGUGCCAGGACUUCAGACUGGCUACCCUUCAUACUUUCCUCUAAGUACAGCCGGUGUCGAUGGACAGUAUGUUGGCCAUAAUGUCUACCCCCCUGGCUCCAUCUUUCAACAACCGAUUGGAUCACCCGGUUAUUUUCCAGCCUCUCUACAGUAUGGAGAGUUUAUGCCAUCGACAACAUAUACAUGGGACUCACCUCUAACGUCACAAGAUGGGUUACAAGGACAUAGCUAUAAUGAAAUGGCUGGUAAACCAAAUGAUAGAUCCAAUUUGUCUUCCCAGAGUCAUACAGGUGGUAUUGUGUCAAAGUCUGCACCUCGACCAAACUCGGCUGAAGUGAAGGGUUCGACACCAUUGUUAGAGGUCUCAUCGACUCAUGUUAAGCGUAACCAGCCAAAACAAACAAACAAGGCACCGGUUUCAGUCCUACAUUCACCUGUUUCCAAGUUUCCCUCAUACAAUCAAGGAAAGAGUGGAUUCAUCUAUCCAAAUAACUUGCUUAAUGUGAAAGAAAAUACAAAGGGCUGGGUUAGUACUGAAAAGUUGAAACAGAGAAACAAGGUCAACGAUUCACUUAACGAGCAGAAUCAAGGUCCUAGAACAACUAAUGCAAAGGGUGCAUUAAUAUCUGGAGGUAACUCUGUGAGGAACUUGGCCGUAGGUGGGAGUGGAAAUGUUGCCAGCAAAAUCAGGACAGAUCAAUACAACCUUCCUGAUUUUCCAACCAAAUAUGAUCAUGCUCUUUUCUUUGUCAUCAAAUCAUACAGCGAAGAUGACAUCCACAAGAGCAUCAAGUACGAUGUGUGGGCGAGUACUCCUAAUGGGAAUAAGAGGUUGGAUGGUGCAUUUCAGGAUGCACAGAAGCGAAUGGAAGAGAGAGGAAGCAAGUGCCCCGUGUUCCUUUUCUUUUCGGUCAAUGCCAGUGGCCAAUUUUGCGGAGUAGCUGAGAUGACCGGGCGAGUUGAUUUCAACAAAAGUAUGGAUUUCUGGCAGCAAGAUAAAUGGAAUGGAUAUUUCCCUGUCAAAUGGCACAUUAUAAAAGAUGUUCCAAAUCCUCAACUACGGCACAUAAUACUUGAGAAUAAUGAUCACAAGCCUGUGACAAAUAGUAGAGAUACACAAGAGGUGAGUUUUCCCCAAGGUGUUGAAAUGCUCAACAUUUUCAAGAACUAUGUGUCAAGAACUUCCAUAUUGGAUGACUUUGAUUUUUACGAAAGCCGCCAGAAGGUCAUGCUGGAGAAAAAAACAAGGCAAUCUAUGUCACAUACCAAUAUACAGCAUAUAGACGAAUUAACCACUACAUUUGGGUCAGUAGACCUAUCAUCUGUGAAGAACAUGGAGGAUCCUAAGGUGGUUGAGAAGGUGAAUGAGUGAAGAACAUGUAGGGCAGAUGCUAUUCCCGGGGACCCACCAUGUCAGCAUGCCGGUAACGAUUGGCUCCAGAGUGUGGCUCCAGAGUGUGCCACGUGGGCCAUAAAGUAAGAAAAGCUAAUGAAUUCAAAUUUGAAGUACUAAAAAAAUUGUUGCUGAUGAUGCUUUAGAAAGGGAAAAAAGAAAAAAAAAAAAAAUUAUCCGGGGAAAUGGUGACUUUAUUCCUAAUUGUACAAAACUACAAAGGAAGAAAGUCUUGGAAGUGGAUGGACCCGGUGAUAGGGUGCUAUGAAAAGCAGGUGCCAUUUACUUUUUUUUUUUUUUUAAUCUUUGUUUGCACAUAAUAAGCUCAGUUUGGUUCCUCCUUUGUUCUUGGUAUUUUCACAUUUUUCUUGUAGUUGUAGUUACCGAUUUUAACAAUAUAACAAAUGGAACGAUUUGGACAACUCACCAAUAAUAAUAUGUUGAAAAUGAUGGGUUCUGUGUGGAAAAUUAUUGGA